GCCGUCUCCACACACACACACACACGCCACAGCUGUCCACACGCCACAAAGGGGAGAAACAGAAAACUUUACGCGCGCUGUGUUUGCCAAUUAGAAAACAAAGGAAACACGCGCAUUUAAAGGCCUUCGAGUACACCCGUGUUGUAUCAGUUCAUGCGGGCCCUCAUACGCAAACCCACCACCUUUCUCUUUUUCCUCUUUCUCUUUCCUUUCAGGCGAGCUAGCUGGUGCCCUCCUGCGCUUUCACAAAAGAGAUUUGUUAUUUGUGUGUAACUGAUUCUACCAUCAUCUCCGAUACCGCCAUGCUCCCCGCAGCAUCGAACUUCUUCGCUAAGGUAGUGUUCCUGGUGUGCCUUUUAGCCUUCUUCUUUUACACGGUUCGAUUCACCUGCUGUGCCACCUUCACGGCGGUGACGCCCAUGUCGCCAGAAGUCCGCCUGUUCAACACCGCUUAUGUGCAGGAGGUGAAGACGUGCCUGCACCGCUACUGA
Molecule: messenger RNA, 491 nt
Organism: Leptomonas pyrrhocoris
Lineage: Eukaryota; Euglenozoa; Kinetoplastea; Trypanosomatida; Trypanosomatidae
Exons: 1
Coding region: 303-491 (62 amino acids)
Source: RefSeq, a predicted model, not a curated record